Rhodamnia argentea is the source of this 1954-nucleotide messenger RNA. RefSeq names its product 3-ketoacyl-CoA synthase 1. Gene Ontology annotation, molecular function: acyltransferase activity, transferring groups other than amino-acyl groups. Bases 42 to 1718 code for a protein of 558 amino acids. Gene Ontology annotation, biological process: fatty acid biosynthetic process. The transcript has a single exon. Gene Ontology annotation, cellular component: membrane. The record is from RefSeq and is a predicted model, not a curated record. NCBI's taxonomy places the organism in Eukaryota, Viridiplantae, Streptophyta, Magnoliopsida, Myrtales, Myrtaceae.
CCACAUACUAUACCUCUCCCAUCUCCCCAGCCUGAGCUAUCAUGGAGGGACGUCCUCCUAGUGGCAGUGGGAGGGAUGUGGACAGCAUUGAGAUUCUCGACAACGAGAGGCUCACCGCCGAGAUGGCCUUCGACAAGGACUCCUCCUCCGCCGUCAUCAAGAUCCGACGCCGCUUGCCCGACUUGCUCCAGUCCGUCAAGCUCAAGUACGUCAAGCUGGGCUACGGCUACUCCUGCAACCUCGCCACCGUCCUCAAGCUCCUCCUCCUCCUCCCUCUCCUCCUCUCCAUCCUCAUUCAUCUCACCGGCCUAGACCACGCCCGCCUCUCCCAGAUGUGGAGCAGCCCCGCUGUCGCGCUGGAUAGCAUCGACGUGUCCGCGGCGAAAGCCGGCUCCGCACUCUUCUUGCUGCUCCUCUUGCUCUACGUGUCCAAGCGGACCAGGCCGGUGUAUUUGGUGGACUUCGCUUGUUACCUACCCGACGACGAGCGGAAAAUGUCCGUGGAGUCGUUCCUGAAGAUGAGCGAGGAGAGCGGGGCGUUUCAGGAGGACACGCUCCAGUUCCAGAGGCGGAUCUCGAGCCGGUCCGGCCUAGGGGACGAGACUUACUUCCCUAGAGGGAUCACGUCUGCACCCCCGAACCUGUGCAUGGAGGAGGCGCGAUUGGAGGCGGAGGCCGUCAUGUUCGGGGCCGUGGACGCGCUGUUGGAAAAGACGGGGGUGAGGGCGCAGGACGUGGGGAUACUGGUGGUGAACUGCAGCUUGUUCAACCCGACGCCGUCGCUAUCCGCGAUGAUCGUGAACCACUACAAGAUGAGGACGGACAUAAAGAGCUACAACCUCGGGGGAAUGGGAUGCAGCGCCGGGCUGAUAUCCAUAGACCUGGCCCAGAACCUUCUGAGAGCCAACCCGAACACCUACGCGCUGGUGGUGAGCACCGAGAACAUCACCCUCAACUGGUACUUCGGCAACGACAAGUCGAUGCUGCUGUGCAACUGCAUAUUCCGCAUGGGCGCCGCCGCCGUGCUCCUCUCCAACAGGGCCCAGGACCGGGGGCGCUCCAAGUACCAGCUGGUGCACACGGUGCGGACCCACCGGGGGGCGGACGACCGGAACUACCGGUGCGUGUACCAGAAGGAGGACGAGCGAGGGACGGUGGGGGUGUCGCUGGCGAAGGAACUGAUGGCAGUGGCGGGGGAGGCCCUGAAGAUAAACAUAACGACGCUGGGGCCGCUGGUGCUGCCGUGGACGGAGCAGUUCAAGUUCUUCGUGACGCUGGUGAAGAGGAAGGCGAUGGGGGCCAAGGUGAAGCCCUACAUCCCGGACUUCAAGCUGGCGUUCGAGCACUUCUGCAUCCACGCGGGGGGGAGGGCGGUGCUGGACGAGAUGCAGGAGAACAUGCAGCUGAGCGACCGGCACAUGGAGCCGUCCCGGAUGACGCUCCACCGUUUCGGCAACACGUCGAGCAGCUCCCUCUGGUACGAGCUGGCGUACACGGAGGCCAAGGGUCGGGUCCGGAACGGGGACAGGGUGUGGCAGAUCGCGUUCGGGUCGGGUUUCAAGUGCAAUAGCGCGGUCUGGAAGGCGUUGAGGGGCAUCUCGGCAGGCGACUGCGGACCCAACAACCCCUGGCUCAACUGCAUAGAUAGGUAUCCGGUGCCGGUGGCCACGACGGAAACGACAAAAAGUGUAGCCAAAUCCCACACCUCCCCCUCUUGAUUCAUUAAAGCGACAAUACGUUUUGAGGCUGAAUUAUAGGUGGUGGACCAGGACACGACCUCCUCUCUCUCUCUCUCUCUCUCUGCUCUAUUAUUACCACAAAUGUUGUUUUUUUUAAUUCAAAAAGAAAAAAAGCCUGUUGAGUGUUGACUAUAUAAUUCAUUGGAUAGUGAUUUUUACGGGAGAGGCAAAUAUUGAUUUUACUGCGUCAAUGUAAUGGAAGACGAAUACUAUAC